Molecule: messenger RNA, 330 nt
Organism: Vavraia culicis subsp. floridensis
Lineage: Eukaryota; Fungi; Microsporidia; Pleistophoridae
Exons: 1
Coding region: 1-321 (106 amino acids)
Source: RefSeq, a predicted model, not a curated record
AUGCUUUUCAGUCUUCUGCAAUUUCUUUCGUCACGCGGGGAGAAGACACCGCACUCGUUGCGUUGUUGUCAUCGACUAACGUAUUUUUAUCUGAGCCCUGUGCUUUUCAGUUCUUGCUCGUAUUCUUGCGGAAUAGCUGACCAACAGCACAGGACAAGCACCGAUCGGUUAACACUGAGCCCUGUGCUUUUCAGUUCUUGCUCGUAUUCUUGCGGAAUAGCUGACCAACAGCACAAGACAAGCACCGAUCGGUUAACACUGAGCCCUGUGCUUAAACGGCACUCCUACGUACUGCACAAUUACAUGAGUGAUAGCAAAUAAAGAUGAUUG